UGAAAGCUAGUUCCUCUUGCGCCGGAGAUCGUGCGGGAGGGCCAUGGCUGCGGCGCGGAGCUCCAUGCAAAGCCUCCGGGAUGAAGCCUCUUGCCCCAUCUGCCUGGACUACUUCAAAGAGCCGGUGAUGAUCAUAACUUGCGGGCACAAUUUCUGCCAAGACUGCCUCGCCCGGCACUGUGAGCAGUCGAACCAGGGCGCCUUGAAGUGCCCCCAGUGCCGGGAGCCGCUUCACCAAAUGCGCUUCCGAACCAACCGGCAGCUGGCCAAUUUCGUGGAGAUCACUAAAGAGCUCAGCUUGGAGGCAAAGAGAAAGAGGGAAAGAGAAGAAGGAGGUGGCGGCGGCGGCACCGAGUGCGAGAAGCACCAGGAGCCCCUGAAACUUUUCUGCAAGGUCGACCGAGCCCUCAUCUGCGUGGUUUGCAAAGAGUCCCGGGAGCACAGGACUCACACGGUGCUUCCCACGGAGGACGCGGCUGAAGAAUACAAGCAUUGGAUUCAGAGCCAAGUAGCUGCUUUGAAGAAGAAGAAAGAUAAGAUUGUGGGGUCUAAAAGGAGUGGCAAAAUGGAAAGCCAAGAGCUGAUGAAUCAGACAGACAAUGAAAGGCAAGACAUAGUGUCUGAAUUUCAGCAGCUGCACCAACUGAUGGAGGAGAAAAAGCUUGUCUUGUUGGCACGGUUGGAAGAACUGGACAAAAGGAUUUUGAAGCGGACGGAUGAGCACGCCAGCAAGCUCUCUGAGGAAUGUACGUCUCUCAGUAACUUCAUCCAGGAGAUGGAAGAGAAGUGCCAACAGCCAGGCACUGAAUUUCUCCAGGACAUCAAGGGCACUUUGCAGAGAUGUGAGAUGGAGAUGGUGCAGAAGACCGCGGCUUUUCCGCCUGAAUUGAAACCGUUGGUCAAGGAAUUUUCAGACAUAAAAUUGUUUCUGCAGCAAGUUAUGAGCGAAUUCAAAGUGACCAUCCUUGCCAAAUAUCAGCUCUGCAAAGAAAAUGUGACCUUGGAUCCAGAGACAGCUCACCUCGACCUCUGCCUGUCCAAAGACCACAGGAACGUGAGACUCCAGAGCACUCAGCAGAAGCUGCCCAACAACCCGGAGAGAUUCGAUACUUGCACCUGCGUCCUGGGUCACGUGGAUCAUGAAGGAUUCAUCUCAGGAAUACACUGGUGGGAGGUGGAGGUGGAGGAGAGGGGCGUCUGGGCCGUUGGGGUUGCCGUGGAGUCUGUUAAAAGGAAAGGCCCCAUCACCUUCAGCCCUGAGGAGGGGAUAUGGGCUGUGGGGCAGCUGCUGGGAGGUCACUACCAAGCCCUGACCUCUCCAAAGCACUACCUGAUGUUAAACAGGAAGCUCCGGAGGAUCCGGGUGACUCUCGACUACGAAAACGAGCAGGUGACCUUUCUCGAUCCUGAUACCGAGUCCCCCAUCUUUACUUUCUCACCAGCCUCAUUUGACGGGGAGCUAGUCCUGCCUUGGUUCUGGGUUGGGGGGCUGGCGUCCCAGCUCAAAAUCUCUCUCUGAGAUCCCUGGAGCAUUUCAAGGGUAGGCCUCUCUCGCUGCCAGCAUCUCGCUCUCUGUCAUGCCUGAGGAUUCACGCUCUCUCUCUCUCUCCAUGGACGGAGAGCUUCUGUCAGUAAAGUUGUCAGCUGGCCAGGGGAGGGAAUAUGGCCUGUCCUGUGCUGGCUUGAUGUACAGAUCAUAACGAGGGGGUUGCUGGGCAGAGAUCAGCCAGUGGAGCCAAAUGUGAUCCCCCGACAGAUGCUGCAGAUCAAGCUUCUGUAAACCGCCCAGAGAGCCCCGGCUAUGGGAGCGGUAUAUAAGUGAAAUAAAUAAAGAAAUAAAUAAACUGCUCUUAAAGGGGCAGCUGCAGGUUCAGUUCGAAAGUUGGUGCUUCUACUCAAACACGAUUUGCAAGUUCUUUUGGUGUUACGUCUUACGGUAGGGAAGGCAUUCCAAGGGGAUCUUUUGUGUUGCCCUGCACAGGCCUGACACAGAGUGAAAGCAAAUGGGAGAGAAUCAGGCUGCUAUUUUCUGGACUAUGAGCUUCCAGUGUUGGAACAUCACAGGGUAGCAGCUGCCUCUGCUGUAGCUCUCCCAGUUGAUCCAAGUAUCCAUAUGCAGCUUGACCUUUGAGGACCUAAGUAGAGCUCUGCUGGAUCAGACCAAGGGUCCAAUCUAGUCCAGCAAUCUGUUCACACAGUGACCAACCAGCUGCCCAUGGGAAACCCACAAGCAGGAUGUGAGGGCAACAGCACCCUCCCACCCCAGCAACUGGUGCACACAGGCUUACUGCCUCUGCUACUGGAGGAAACACAGAGCCAUCGGGACUAGUAGCCUUUGAUAACCUUAUCCUCCAGAAAGUUGUCCAACGAAGCCUUUCGGGUCUGGUCAGAUAGAAAUGCAGAGAUGCCUCUAAAACCACAGUGGUGACAAAUAUGUGAUAUGGUGAAGGAGUAUUUACAAAUUUACAGUCUGUAAAAGGGAAAGACGACCAUGUUUUGGGUGCAUGAGUGUAAAGCAGGGAGAGAGAACUUGUGACCCUUCAGAUAUUGGACCUGAAUGUCCAUCAGCCCCUAACAGCCUGGUCAAUGGAUUAUGGGAGUUCUAAUUCAACAUCUUCUCCACCCCACAGUAAAAAAAAUAUGGCUUCCCUCACUAACUACCUUCACAGCCUCCCAUUGUACUGGGGAGGAAGAUGAACAAUACAUGGACAGCUAGCAAAGGUUCAAAGCCUAACCCUCAGGUAAAAGAAAGGUAAAGUCCUCUUCUUACUGGGAUAUAGAGGUGUUUUUCAGUCACAGAUUGAGCAUGGAGGCAAAAAGACAUCAACAACUUUUAUUCAAAGUCUUCCAAACAAUAAUGAGAAUACUCGGCUCAAGAAAACAUGCUAGUAACACUUGGGAGGAGAAUGACGAAGGCAUAAAAACAGAAAUGACUUUGAAUAAGAACACUCACAUAGGAGAAGCAUUAUUUAACCUUUAGCCACUGUAAGGUACCCAGGUUCAUGCUUCUUAGGACUAAGGAAAGAUAAUGUGCCUGUUCAGAAGACACCUUAAACCCUGUUGGUUAAGGCUUCUGGUUAAGCAGAAGGGUUUAAGGUAUGUUGUGCGAUAGAUUUUGCUAAACCCUGCUCGCUCACUAACCCCAGUAGGACCAUCUGCAGCAGGGUUAGUGGCUCUAACCGUGGCUUAAAGUGCUGUGUACAACAGCAAGGUUUUGUGGUUAGUGCUAACCCCAGAGAACCAGAGUUUCCCUAACCACAGAGCCUGAAGUGCUGUCUGAAUAGCCCCAUAGUGUUUAGCACAUCCAUGAGCCUGCCUGAAGGUGGGUAGAGGUCCCACCUUCCCACUUCCUCCCUAGGCCCAUCUACAACUAUUGACCUCCAGCUCAAGGCAAAUUAUUUACACAAACCUUGCAAUCUUUGACCCGCCCCCCUUAAAAGAACUGUCAACUGAUCAUGCAAUACUUCUCCUUACACAAAUCCAAUUCCUUUCGCUAUCUUCUCCCAGGCAUUUAAUAGCGUAUGUUAAGUUUUUAACUGACCCAGAAUAGUUGCUUUAAAUGGAUAUUUAAACUUGGGACCAGGAUAUCUGAGAGAGCGCCUUCUCCCUUACCAACUCAUCCGAGGGCCUGCUCCUGGUGGUUUCACCUAGAUUCAUCCUCCGAUUGGAAUCCACCAGGGGAAGAGCCUUCAGCGUGGUGGCCCCCCUCCUGUGGAAUUCCCUGCCUCUGGAGGUCAGGCAGGCUCCGACCUUGUACUCCUUUCGGCGCCUCCUGAAAACAUCUUUAUUCCAAGAAGCCUUUCUUUAACAUGCAGCCUUGGAUUUCUGAUUUUUGCUUCUUUUAAAAUUUUGUUUUAACUGUUUUAUUCUGUUUUUAUUUUCAUUUUACCUUGUACACCGCUCCGAAAUUUUUCAAUGGGGAGCGGUAUAUAAAUAUUAUAAAUAAAUAAUAUUGUAUCUAA
This is a messenger RNA of Elgaria multicarinata webbii, 3962 nucleotides long. Its product is annotated as zinc finger protein RFP-like. NCBI's taxonomy places the organism in Eukaryota, Metazoa, Chordata, Lepidosauria, Squamata, Anguidae. Gene Ontology annotation, molecular function: zinc ion binding; ubiquitin protein ligase activity; protein binding. Gene Ontology annotation, biological process: regulation of gene expression; protein ubiquitination; innate immune response. The record is from RefSeq and is a predicted model, not a curated record. The transcript is spliced from 7 exons. The coding region runs from base 44 to 1519 and encodes 491 amino acids. Gene Ontology annotation, cellular component: cytoplasm.